GCAACGCAGGAUGCCUGUUCCCAUCGCAACCCCAACCAUCGAAGAGAUUCGAGAGCCCAGCAAGGUAAUCGGCCGCAUUCUCACCGAGUCACCUUCCUCGGACGUGAAGGCUCAGCUGGUCAAGGAGCACUUCUCCAGCAGCCUGCGCGAUCACUGGCAUGAGAUCCCACUGCUGAACUCCGUGGACCAAGUGGAGCAGAUCAGGCCUGGGACCCUCGUCCGCUUUCGGUGCAUGGUGCAGAACACUUACAACCCCGAAUGGUACGUGGGGGAGUACGAGCUUGUCAACAAGGCGACUGGCGAGAGGAAAAGGCGCUUCUCCCUCUAUGCGGACUCAGUCGAGUCUGAGGAAGGUUGUGACGUCGACAUGAGCAGUGCGUCCUCUGCGACGCUCGAGCGGAUCCCCUUGCACUGCAUCAGCAUCCCCUUCGAGUCCUCCUGGGUGGGGGAGGAGCACGAGGCGAGGGAGGAGCCCAUGACUUCAACGGAGCAGCGCUCGAAGCGAAGCUUGGAGGAAGAGGACGUGGAGAUGGCUGAUGUGUCGGGGAUGGAGGAGCAGGAGAACAAGAGAUCUUGCAGCAAGUCGCAGAGCGAGGGAAUGAAUGAUGGAGAGAAGGGUGCAAAGAUUUCUGACGGAUCCUUCUGUCAUUCCCACAUGAACGAUCGCAUCGACAGCAAGCAAGCAGCCAUUGUCAAGGUUUACGACGCCGAUGCCCGAGAGUCUGUGAAAGUCAACGAGAUCUACGAAGUCGUGCGACAUGCUCCCUCUGGCUGCCUCGGAGUUUACCGGAAGAGGUCAGCUGGUCUUCCAGCUCUCCCCCAGCUGACUUUGCGACCCUCUCAGCUUGUCAACAUCUUGUCAAACUUGACGCAUGGGGAUGAAGUGGCGGCUGAGUACCUUCUGUGCCAUCUGAUCUCCCGGAUCUACCACCGCCUGCAUGGCGUUCCUGUUGGAAAACUUUCUCUCGCUCUCUCGGGCCUUCAGCCCGGGAGCGCGGAGGUCUCCUCCUCCUCCUCGGAGCUGCUGGAGACGCUAAGAAAGCUGCUGCCAAUGGUUGCAGACAUCAAACUGAGCAUCAAGGAGCUCUGCGGGAAGUCGAUGACGUCCAAGAAAGACUACGAGACCGACAUGCUGCACAUGGGAAAGCUGCAGGUCGAGUUCCCGACAGACGUCCCAGCCCUCGUCCUCUCGCAGGGUCGAUCUCUCCUCCGCACCGACAUCGCGUUGAAGCUUGAGCACAAGCAGCGGACCCAACCCAUGCAGCUCUCCGACGAGCUUCUUGCUCGCCUCCGCGCCUACCUCCAGCUGGCUCGCAGCCUGGACGUGAAGAUGAGCGACGACUUCUGCAAGAUCGCAGAGGAGAAGUUCGUCUCCGCUCGUCAGGAGCAGCAGGGAGUCACCCAGGAGACUUUCGGCCUCUGGCUCACAUUGAGCCGCCUGCUGGCUGCGAGCUACGGGGAGGAGGAGGUGACGAGUGAGCGGUGGGAACAAGCUCUCCAGCUGGAGGGCACCCGCAAACAGCGCAGCUCGUGUUGAGAAGUAUGUAAAGUAUGUAGCCGAU
This is a messenger RNA of Guillardia theta CCMP2712, 1562 nucleotides long. RefSeq lists its product as hypothetical. Lineage: Eukaryota; Cryptophyceae; Pyrenomonadales; Geminigeraceae. Gene Ontology annotation, biological process: DNA-templated DNA replication. The coding region runs from base 11 to 1537 and encodes 508 amino acids. Gene Ontology annotation, molecular function: chromatin binding. The transcript is spliced from 14 exons. The record is from RefSeq and is a predicted model, not a curated record.